Molecule: messenger RNA, 2087 nt
Organism: Hyla sarda
Lineage: Eukaryota; Metazoa; Chordata; Amphibia; Anura; Hylidae
Gene: TMEM150B
Product: transmembrane protein 150B
Exons: 7
Coding region: 240-935 (231 amino acids)
Source: RefSeq, a predicted model, not a curated record
AUGGGGAAGCGAUAGGAUCUAUCUAUUUUUCCAAAUAUAGACUUUAUGGGUAAUACGUUUGGAAGCCCAUUGAUAGUUGCAAUGUUAAAUGAUAAAGGCAUAUCCAAGGAACGAGUUAUUGUGCUACAUCACCUACUUCUUGACAGGAAAGAAAACCUUUCUUCCCAGGUUGUGAAACAACAGUUGUGACAGGAGCACCAGGUUAUACAUUGAAGGCAUCGAGUUUUCUUGUUGUUGACAUGUGGGCCUGGGCUCUCUUACCGAUAUUCCUAACAAUAUGGGGCACAGUUGGAAUAUGGAUUGUGUAUAUAAUAGCUGUGUACAAUGGCUCAGUCAGCGUGGGAGAAAGUUUUCCUUUUAUCAGCACUUGUGGGUCCUAUCCUCCCCAGAGUUGUAUAUUUGCCCAAAUUCUUAAUGUAGGGGCAAUGUUGGUGAUCUGGAUCAUUGUUAUACGCUUUCAACAAAUCAGAGAUUAUGGCUGCCAUUCUCAUGUCAAUUCUGUGGGCCUGGCUAUGGGAUUUCUUUGUGCUUUAGGGACUUCACUAGUCGGUAAUUUUCAGCAAUCCAAUCAGCUGGAGACGCAUCUUGUUGGAGCUUUCCUGGCAUUUAUCAUUGGUGUUGUUUACUUCUGGAUACAAACAUACCUGACCUACAGAGUACAGCCAAGACAUGGCGGCUGCUGGAUAGGACCACUGCGGUUUAUUCUCACACUUUGUGCAACAGCAUUGAUUAUUAUUAUGAUUGUAUUCUAUACCAAGCAGAUGAAGUCUGCAUCUGCCAUAUGUGAAUGGAUUUUAGCGAUGGUUUUAUUUGUGCUGUUUGGACUCUUCUGCGUUGACUUCUGGUUUCUUGAAGGACACUUCUUCCAUGUCAGGAAAAGGAGGGUGGUUAUUCCCAAUGAAAUUCAACUUUCCACUGUCACCCUGAGCUUAUAGAUACAACAUGUUACAGAGUGCCAUACAGUGAUUGUGCCAAGACUGUUGUGCUGCCAUGGGCAGUGAAUGGAGAAUUCAGGGAAUUGUCAUUUAUUAUGUUAGCAGAUAUCUGGACUUUUACUACCUACCAGUAUUGUACUACUAUGAAUGAAGUCUUUACGCUUGGACUAGGUGACAGCUUUGGUAUAUGACAGUACAUGGCUGCCACUCAACACACUGGAGAAAUCAGGGCAAUAUCGUAGGUAUACAAGACUUAGUCAACUCAGCUAUUGUGGUUUAAUGUAUUUGUGUCAUAUACAUUUCAGGUAAACAAACAAGGGACCAAAUUUAAAGACAUUUUUUUACCAAAACUGUAGAUGGAGAAAAGACCAUUUUCCAAAAUUUGUAAUGUAAUUUUUUGCUGAUCUUUUUAAUGUGUGUUUAUUAUUUAUUUCCAUGUAGUGAGACUGUGGUUCCUGACAUAUCUCUGGAAUGUACAAUCUAUAGCUGUUCAUACAUGAUAGACUAAAGUUGGUAAAAUCCACCACUGCUUUGUUUGUCCGACUGUCUAAGGUGUAUAGGGGGCCCCCAUCUCUCCACCGACCAAUGAUGAUGUCAGUGGAGAGAAGGGUCGGUUGUGUUGGAUUUUUUUCACCUUAUCUUUGGCUGCAGCUUACCCCUCCCCUUCCCAUAGACAACCCAUUAACUGUUUGACCAUACCAAAAGUUCAUCUGUAUGGGGAAGUUGGGAGAGAUAACUGUCAGCUGAACAAACAUGUGGCACUAUGUGGGAAAUUUAUCAAAACCUGUCAAGAGGAAAAGUUGCUGAGUUGCCCAUAGCAACCAAUCAGAUCGCUUCUUUAAUGUUUCAGAGGCCUUUUUAAAAAUGAAAGAAGAGAUCUGAUUGGUUGCUAUGGGCAACUCAGCAACUUUUCCUCUGGACAGGUUUUGAUAAAUCUCCCCCUAUGUGUAGUAUUUUAGCACAAUCCCUUUUUCUAGACUGAGCUGCAAUAUCAGACAGAGCCCAUGCAUUGCACAUCCAAGAGUACUGUAAUACCAUCAAUAAUAAUACAUAAAAAAGCCAUUUAGCAUUAAAAUAUACAUUCAAAUAUUUUACAGUUUGCAUUAAAGUGAAUUAAAGGGGUACUCCCGUGGAAAACUUUUUUUUUUUAAA